Molecule: messenger RNA, 1203 nt
Organism: Macrosiphum euphorbiae (potato aphid)
Lineage: Eukaryota; Metazoa; Arthropoda; Insecta; Hemiptera; Aphididae
Source: the annotation of a GenBank genome assembly
AUGAUUUGCGCGCUGGACGAAACAAUGAGUACAAAACCUGUAUGUAUGGAUCCCUGUCAGGAAAUAGAUAUGAUGAACUCGACAUUUAAUUUCAGUUUGGAAGAAGUAUACUCUAUUUUGUUGGAGCAUAAACGCGAUUACCGAAAUUUGGACAAAAUUACUGAGACGCUGCUCAUCAUAGUGUACUUCGGUGUGAUGAUCGUCGGGCUGUCUGCCAACCUGACCGUGAUCUACGUGGUGGCCAGACGUACUCAGAUGCACACUUCCCGAAAUCUGUACAUAGUCAACUUGGCUGUUUCCGACAUGACUCUGUGCUUGGUGUGCAUGCCGUUCACACUGACGUCGAUAUUGGGACACCAGUGGACCAUGGGCACCGUAUUAUGCAAACUCGUGCCACUGUUGCAGGGCACCAACAUCAUGGUGUCGGUAGGCACGAUCACGGUGAUCGCCAUAGAUCGAUACUGGGUGAUCGUCCGCGGAUCUGCUCAAAACGAAAGGCGCACAGUGUACGUGUCCAUAGCUACCGUAUGGUUGUUGGCCGUCUUGACCGCGUCGCCCGUAGCUUACUACCAGGUGGUCGAACCGUUAAAAUUUCAACAUUUAGUUUUAUACGAAAGUUGUCGGGAAAAAUGGCCUUCAACCGAUAUCAAAGUGGCGUAUAAUAUAGCAAUAGUGCUCAUUCAAGCAGUACUACCCGCCACUGUUCUUUUGGUGGUUCAUAUUCGUAUUGCAGCAUAUUUACACGCACACACUGCUUCUCAAAAAGACUCGAGGCGUGCACAGCGAGAACUUCAAAGGAACAAACGGACCACCCUACUUCUGAUAGGAGUGGCGGUCGUCUUCACUGUGAGUUGGCUUCCGUUGGCCGUGUUCUCGUUGGCCGCUGACCUAAUGACCAAGAAGAUUACGACCAAGAAGAUUACGACCAAACAGCUGUAUGUGAUUCUGGCUGUUUGUCACCUGACCGCCAUGACCUCAGCCAUCUCAAACCCGAUCAUUUACGGCUGGAUGAACUCCAACAUCCGUAACGAGCUGUAUCAACUGUUCUACACGAAAAUCCUGAGACGGCGACCGGGCAACCGGUCCACGGCGACAGCCACGACAACCAUUAGGAACAGGACCCGGCCUCUGAUCACGUACAAUACUUCGAAUUACAUGCCCGGAAGUCAGGAGACGUUUUCGAGGGGAGUCACUGUGCUUUAG